Molecule: messenger RNA, 2241 nt
Organism: Phragmites australis (common reed)
Lineage: Eukaryota; Viridiplantae; Streptophyta; Magnoliopsida; Poales; Poaceae
Product: probable receptor-like protein kinase At5g18500
Exons: 8
Coding region: 378-1916 (512 amino acids)
Biological process (GO): protein phosphorylation
Molecular function (GO): ATP binding; protein kinase activity
Source: RefSeq, a predicted model, not a curated record
CACAAAACAAGAAGUACAAAGGAAACAAAAGGAGCAGCAGCAGUUCGCACCAACUCCUGCUAGCUCCUACUUCUGCCGUCUUUCUCACCAUUUGUACUUUUUGGGCUUUCGCCAUUUGCAUUUCUUUUGUGGAGAAAGCAAGCAAGCACGAAAAUACUCCACAGAUACCACUUACCUACCGCUCCAAUCCAUCCGCCCAGCAAGCAUAUUUCUCCCCUCUCACACAGCCCAGCACCAGGAGGCCAGCCGCCGCCGGGAGGUCCGUCCAUCUCCCUGCUGGAUCCUCCAGCCUCUAUCGGUCUGGUGGAGCGGAGAUCCGGCCGUCCGGGCGCGGAUUGGUUUCUUGUUUUGCUGGAGCAGGAAGCUGGCAUUCCACAAUGUCGUCACCUUCGUCCUCCCCUACUCUGAAAGAUCAUCUCUCGGCGCCGACAGGCCCCUUGCAUCUCAAAGUAUGGGAGGUCAUAUGCAUUGCCUUGGGAGCUUUCAUGGUGAUCUUCUUCUUUAUCACCGUGUGGCUCACGAUCAGGAGUAAGAAAAGGGUAAGACGGGCCUCUGCAAAUAUCCCAAUCACCCAAAUCCCUGCCAUUUCCAAGGAAAUCAAGGAGGUGAGGGUGGAGCAAGUACCGACAAAUGACUAUGUGGCACAUGAUGGGGUCCUCCUGACAAUCCAAGACAAGCCCAGUGACCGGGAUUCGGACAAGGUGAUGGCCCAUUUGGGCGUAAGCAAAUCUAGACGUGGCGAUGAGAGCCACUCGGGGUCAUUCCGUUACAUAGACAAGGAUGCAGGAUUCCAGUCAGCUGAAGAAGGGGGCUCAGGAACAUUUCGGCAGGCUUCAGCUCAUGCAAUAACUGCUCCUUCACCUCUGGUUGGCCUGCCAGAGUUCUCAUACCUUGGUUGGGGUCACUGGUUUACUCUGAGGGAUCUGGAACUUGCUACCAAUCGCUUUUCAAGGGACAACAUUAUUGGUGAGGGUGGAUAUGGUGUAGUUUAUCGUGGCCAGCUCAUCAAUGGCUCUCCUGUUGCUGUCAAAAAGCUUCUCAAUAACCUAGGGCAAGCUGAGAAGGAAUUCAGAGUAGAAGUUGAGGCUAUUGGUCAUGUUCGCCACAAGAACUUGGUCCGUCUUCUGGGUUACUGCGUGGAAGGUACUCAAAGGAUGCUUGUCUAUGAGUAUGUGAACAAUGGAAACCUAGAGCAAUGGCUUCAUGGAGCUAUGAGUCAUCGUGGCUCCCUUACAUGGGAGGCCCGCAUAAAGAUUCUUCUUGGGACUGCUAAAGCGCUUGCUUACUUGCACGAGGCAAUUGAACCCAAAGUUGUGCACCGUGAUAUCAAAUCCAGCAAUAUUUUGAUUGACGAUGAGUUCGAGUCCAAAGUAUCAGAUUUUGGUUUAGCCAAGCUUCUCGGUGCUGGAAAGAGUCAUGUCACCACUCGGGUUAUGGGAACCUUUGGGUACGUGGCACCAGAGUAUGCAAACACUGGACUCUUGAACGAAAAGAGUGACAUUUACAGCUUUGGAGUUGUUCUCCUAGAAGCGAUUACAGGAAGGGAUCCUGUUGACUAUGGUCGCCCAGCAAAUGAGGUUAAUCUGGUCGACUGGCUAAAAAUGAUGGUUGCCAGCAGGCACUCAGAGGAAGUAGUGGAUCCCACCAUAGAGACACGGCCUUCGACAAGAGCUCUUAAGCGUGCACUUUUAACAGCUCUGAGAUGUGUUGAUCCAGAUUCAGAAAAGAGACCGAAAAUGAGUCAAGUUGUCCAGAUGCUGGAAUCGGAUGACCCAAUUCCUCGAGGGGACAGAAGAUCUAGGCACAACCGUGGAGGGAGCUCAGAAAUGGAUUCCCAAAGGGACAACUCUGACACAGAGAAGAGUGAUAAUCGAGAUUCCAAACCAAGCAGGAGCAGAGCAUCAUCGUCCAAAUAAGCACACCAGCAUUUCUCCUAUUACAUUGCUUCCAGUACAUUGCAUGGACCGGACUCAUUCCAUUUUACAUUGCUGACGAAUUGGUAACUGAAGGCUCUGGAGUUUGAUUACACAAGAGCUCAAGAAAGAUCUUUUUUCUUGGUUGUAACGGUUUUAUCAUUUAUUUGUAGAGAAGGUAUUGUUUUUUUUUACUUAUGAAUUUAUAUGUACUUACCAGUGAUCCUGACAAUUGCCGCUGUAAGUAUUUAACACUGUGUACAGUUGUAGCAUCAUGAAUACUGGCGGAAUCCAUAAUAUUUGUGAAUGAUAAUGUUUCAUUUGAAAA